This is a messenger RNA of Acanthoscelides obtectus, 407 nucleotides long. The record is from the annotation of a GenBank genome assembly. NCBI's taxonomy places the organism in Eukaryota, Metazoa, Arthropoda, Insecta, Coleoptera, Chrysomelidae.
AUAGGGUCAAUCGAGGUUAUAUGGCCAUAGAGGAGAGAUGGCCCAACACGAUAUUUUCCUAAAUAGUUAUUAGAGGACGUUUUUUUCAAUAAGGCGUAAUGUACUGUUGUGUGAUCGUGCCAUACUACAAACUCUGAGUCAAUUAACUAAGUUUAAAGAUGCCAAAUAUUUAUAAAAUAAAAUCAUUGGAGAGGGCUAAAUGGACCGAGGAACAACUGAAAUCUGCAAUGAGUACUGUUAAAGAUGAGGGAUUAUCUGUACAUCAGACUGGAAGAACUUACGGUAUUCCGAGAAAGACAUUGGAAAUGCGAAAGAAUGAAGACCAUAAGAAAAAAUUGGGUCCAGAUACUACUUUCGGAGCUGCACAUGAAAACAGACAGGUUCGGCAUAUUAAAGAAAUGAAAUAA